Fraxinus pennsylvanica is the source of this 1557-nucleotide messenger RNA. The record is from the annotation of a GenBank genome assembly. Lineage: Eukaryota; Viridiplantae; Streptophyta; Magnoliopsida; Lamiales; Oleaceae.
AUGGAUCUCAAAUGUGAUGAUGACGAUUUGCUCUCUAGCGAUUUCUUUGACGGCAUUUAUACCUCCCAUGUCGGAAAGCAACACGGUGCAUUGCCUUCUGUCAUUGUUAUUGGUGGAGGUAUAUCAGGGAUUGCUGCUGCGCGUACGCUUCAAAAUGCAUCUUUUAAGGUAAUCUUGUUGGAGUCGCAAGAUAGAAUUGGCGGCCGUAUUUGCACCGAUUACUCAUUUGGUUGCCCAGUUGACAUGGGAGCAUCAUGGCUACAUGGUGUCUGCAAUGAGAAUCCAUUGUCUCAAGUUAUAAGCCGCUUGGGGCUUACAUUAUAUCGUACGAGUGGUGAGGACUCAGUUUUAUAUGACCAUGAUUUGGAAAGUUAUGCACUCUUCAACAUAAAUGGACAUCAAGUUCCACAAAGCAUGGCUAUCGAAGUUGGAGAUACAUUUAAGAAGAUCCUUGAGGAGAUGGAUAAAGUAAGGAAUGAAAAUUGUGAUGACAUGUCCGUUAGGCAUGCGAUAUUGAUUGUACUGGAAAGGCAUCCUGAAUUGAGACAAGGAGGACUUGCAUAUGAAGUACUACAGUGGUACAUCUGUAGAAUGGAGGCAUGGUUUGCUGCAGAUGCAGACAUGAUAUCUUUGAAAGCCUGGGAUCAGGAGAAAGUUCUUUCUGGUGGUCAUGGACUGAUGGUGCAAGGUUAUGACCCUGUGAUAAAGUCCUUGUCAAAAGACCUCGACAUCCGCUUAAAUCACCGGGUUAAAAGGAUUGUCAGUGGAUAUAAGAGAGUGGUUGUCACGGUUGAGGACGGGAGGAAAUUCGUUGCUGAUGCUGCAAUUAUUACUGUGCCACUAGGGGUUCUUAAAGCCAACUUGAUUGAGUUUGAGCCUAAGCUGCCUGAAUGGAAGCUUUCUGCAAUAUCAGAUCUUGGUGUGGGCAAUGAGAACAAGGUUGCAUUACGAUUUGACAAAGUUUUCUGGCCAAAUGUGGAAUUUUUGGGCAUAGUUGCACCCACCUCUUAUUCCUGUGGUUAUUUUCUCAAUCUCCACAAGGCCACAGGUCAUCCCGUUCUUGUCUAUAUGGCAGCUGGAGCCCUUGCAUAUGACCUGGAGAAGCUAUCAGAUGAGGCUGCUGCAAAUUAUGUAAUGUUACAGCUGAAGAGAAUGUUUCCUGAUGCAUCUGAGCCAGUUCAGUAUCUUGUGUCGUGCUGGGGAUCAGAUCCCAACAUCCUUGGGUGUUAUUCCUAUGAUGCAGUCGGGAAUUCAGACGACAUAUAUGAUCGGCUUCGAGAACCUUUGGGCAAUCUUUUCUUUGGAGGUGAAGCUGUGAGCCUAGAUCAUCAAGGUUCUGUACAUGGUGCCUAUUCAGCUGGAAUUAUGGCAGCAGAAAAUUGUCAAAAGCAUCUUAUGCAGAAGCUUGGGAGCUUGGAAAGGAUUCCAGUAGUGGCAUUGAGAGACGAAAUUGUUGAAGUCCCAGUUCCGCUUCAGAUCUCUAGGCUGUUUUCAUCUAAGGGCUUGCUUGCGAGUUUUGGGUACCGGCUAUGGAUUUUUUUGAAGUACCGAUUUUAA